AGCUUCAAGACGCGCCCCCGGCAGUACCCAACUCCUUUUCAGCUGUUGCAGGCUUUCCGAGCCGCUUGAAGUGUUUUUCUGUGGAGGGUUCGGACACCCGGAAAGUUAGUAAAAAUGAGCGAAAUCAAACCCGAAGGACGCGCCGCGGCUGCAGACAGCAGCGAGGAGCAGGACUGGGCUGCGGCCAAAGCUUUCUUCGACAGCCUGAAGACGAAAGUUCCCAGACCUCCCAAGCCCCAGUUCGCCGUCACCAUCGCGGUGUCCUCUCGCACCCUUUUCAACAUGGUGGCAGAGAGGAAGAUCUAUGAGGAAGAAGGAGUGGAGAAGUAUGUGGCCUUUCAGGUGGAGCACGAAGACGAGCCUCUGAGUCCAGGACCUGCUUUUCCCUUCGUGAAGGCGCUGAUGAAUGUCAACAGCCGGCUGAGGCAGCUCUACCCAGACAGCGAGGAGCUGUUUGACAUUGUUUUAAUGACUAACAACCAUGCCCAAGUGGGAGUGCGUCUCAUAAACAGUAUUAAUCAUUACGGUUUGACCAUUGAGAGAUUCUGCAUGACAGGAGGUCAGAGUCCCAUUGGGUAUCUGAAGGCCUACAUGACCAACCUUUAUCUCUCCAAAGAUUCAGAGAAGGUCACAGAUGCCAUUGAAGAAGAAAUUGCAGCGGCGACGAUGUUCAUGAGGCAAUCGGAGACCGAGCUGAGCGACACGCAGCUGAGAGUGGCGUUUGAUGGCGACGCCGUGCUUUUCUCUGAUGAGUCAGAGAUUAUCGUGAAGCAACAUGGCCUCGACACGUUCUUUGAGCACGAGAAGAAGUUUGAGAACAAGCCUCUGGCUCAGGGUCCAUUGAAGUGUUUCCUGGAGGCCCUCGGAAAACUCCAGAGAAAGUUUUACGCCAAAAACGAGCGUAUGAACUGUCCCAUCCGGACCUUCCUGGUGACGGCUCGCAGCGCUGCCAGCUCUGGGGCUCGCGUCCUGAAGACCCUCCGCAGCUGGGGCCUGGAGAUCGACGAAGCCCUCUUUCUGGCGGGGGCUCCUAAAGGGCCCCUGCUGCAGAAGAUCAAGCCUCACAUCUUCUUCGAUGACCAGAUGUUCCACAUUGAGGGCGCCAAAGAACUGGGAACCAUUUCUGCGCACGUUCCCUACGGAAUCGGGCAGAAAUACAACAGGGGGAAACUCAUCGAGGAGCCGGCAGAGAAGAAGUGACCCGAAGCGGUUUCCGGAUGAAAAGGCACUACAGUAUCGCCUGCACUGAAAGAGGUUUGCUUCAAAAUUUGUCCAAGAAAAACUAAUCCUCCCUCCCUAAAACUAUAUCAUUAGAAAUUCUAAAAGGAAAUAAUUUAAUAAAAAAAGGGAACUUAGAAAAGAACCAUCUUUAUAGGUAUUUAAAAAAAAUAAGCAUUAUAAGAUUUAUAUUUCUGAGACACUUUAUAUUUAUCUAACCCUUUGGCUUUGUUUAAAAGCCUAAAAUAAAUAGGAGAAUACACCGAAUUUAUAUACUAUUUUUAGCUUUAUUGUAAAUGCUAACAUCCCUGCACUUUUAAUGGAACUUAUAUAUUUUAUAAGGAAAUUUAGUUAGUAAAGAAGUGCUUUGGCCUCUGAGGAACACUGCUGCCUUGUUUUUGCUGUUAAACAACACAAACAACUUUAAACCUUUUAUAUUCUAGGGGAGGGUUUACACUUUUUAUCAAGCUUUUAUGUAGAAACUAUGUCAACGUUGCAGGGAUCAUGCAAAGGUCUGCAGGAAAGGUUGUAGAAUUUGCUCAGUUUGGUUCAAUUCUUGUAUCUCUGUCUUUUGAAUUGAUUGUAGUGUUGUAAUAACACAUUGCAACUCUUGCACACUCUACAAACUCAGAGGUAUCAACAGGAAGUUUAUCAAAAAGUUUAAAAAAAAGAAAUGUGGUGUAACUCCAGUUUACUUUGGUUUUUUGUACUGGAAAGUCAUUGUUUUGUGCUUUAAGGUUAAAAAUGUGCUCAAUUUGAUGGAAAAUUGUGACCGUUUUCACGUUUUAUUAAAAAAAAUAAUGAAGAUC
Oryzias latipes (Japanese medaka) is the source of this 2027-nucleotide messenger RNA. RefSeq names its product 5'-nucleotidase, cytosolic IB b (gene nt5c1bb). Lineage: Eukaryota; Metazoa; Chordata; Actinopteri; Beloniformes; Adrianichthyidae. Gene Ontology annotation, cellular component: cytoplasm; cytosol. Gene Ontology annotation, biological process: adenosine metabolic process; nucleotide metabolic process. The record is from RefSeq and is a predicted model, not a curated record. Gene Ontology annotation, molecular function: magnesium ion binding; 5'-nucleotidase activity; nucleotide binding.